AUGGCGACCGAGUUGACCGUCCAGUCGGAGCGUGCGUUCCAGAAGCAGCCUCACAUCUUCCUCAACCCCAAGACCAAGGCGAAGAGCAAGAAGGUCGGCCAGGCUCGACGAUGGUACAAGGACGUUGGUCUUGGGUUCCGUACCCCCAAGGCCGCCAUUGAGGGCAGCUACAUCGACAAGAAGUGCCCCUUCACUGGUCUCGUUUCCAUCCGUGGUCGUAUCCUUACCGGCCGUGUCGUCUCCACCAAGAUGCACCGUACCAUCGUCAUCCGCCGUGAAUACCUCCACUACGUCCCCAAGUACAACCGUUACGAGAAGAGACACAAGAACCUCGCUGCCCACGUCUCUCCCGCUUUCCGUGUUGAGGAAGGUGACUGGGUCACCGUUGGCCAGUGCCGUCCCAUCAGCAAGACUGUCCGUUUCAACACCCUCCGUGUUCUGCCCCGCACUGGCAAGGCCGUCAAGGCUUUCAGCAAGUUCUAA
This is a messenger RNA of Aspergillus versicolor CBS 583.65, 483 nucleotides long. RefSeq names its product 40S ribosomal protein uS17. Gene Ontology annotation, cellular component: cytosolic small ribosomal subunit; ribosome. Gene Ontology annotation, biological process: translation. The transcript is spliced from 3 exons. Gene Ontology annotation, molecular function: structural constituent of ribosome. Bases 1 to 483 code for a protein of 160 amino acids. NCBI's taxonomy places the organism in Eukaryota, Fungi, Ascomycota, Eurotiomycetes, Eurotiales, Aspergillaceae. The record is from RefSeq and is a predicted model, not a curated record.